Molecule: messenger RNA, 1948 nt
Organism: Paramecium sonneborni
Lineage: Eukaryota; Ciliophora; Oligohymenophorea; Peniculida; Parameciidae
Source: the annotation of a GenBank genome assembly
AUGAAAUCCUCUAAUAUGUAAAAGAUGAGAAAUUUAGGGAAAAAAUUAGAUUUUUUUUCUUCUCCGGUUGAAUUGAUGAUUAAUAAGAAGAGAUCUCAUUAAUCCUUAUUUGGAGCAUUCAUGACAAUAUUAAUGUUUACUUGUGUUCUGACAUACAUCAUCAACAAAUUUGUGUAAUUAGGAUAGAGAAAAGAGUUUUAAACUCUAUAUUCUGAAGUAUACUAUGAGGAAAUUCCGGUAUUCUCUUUAUAAUCAAAGAAUUUUACUCUAUAAUUUGCAUUUUAAACUGAAAACUAAACAAACUAUAUUGAUGAAUCGGUUUAUUAAGUCAAUGCUGUUAUGGUUAAUAGAGCAUAAGUUAUGUAAGUUCUUUUAUUUAUAAAAGAGUUGAUAACAAAACAAGUUUGUAGUUCGCUAGAAAAAAUAUUCCUCUAUCAAAAUGUGCUAAAAUAGGAAUACCUUUUGAAGAAAUAGAAGAGCAACUUGGUAAUGUUGAUUCUACCAAUACCUAUUGCAUAGAUUGGAAUAGUGUCUCAGAACUUAAUUUAAUUGGAACUCCAGAAUAAGAGAACUAUACCUACAUAUAUAUUAGCUUUUAAUAAUGUGUGAAUGUCUCUGAAAAUAGUAAUUUUUUAUAAAUAAGUAGUUAACAGCCCAAUUUGUAAGUCUAAAGAAGAAAUUUAAUAAUAACUACAUCGUAACUAUAUUUAAUUCUAAAUGUCUUCAUAUAAUAUUGAUCUAAGAAAUUACUUAAAACCGAAUGUUCCAAAAGUCGAAGAUAUAUAAACAACAAUAUCAAGUCAAGUUAUGAAAGAUAUAACUUUAUUUAUGUAACCGAUAACAACAUUAACUGAAGAAGGAUUAUUGGAUGAAUUAGUGCGUAAAGAUUCAACUAUUAGAUAUCUAAAAUCAUAAGAAGUUAUAGACUUUAAUAGUGAUGAAGCACUUGCAUCAGUAUUAAUUAGAUUGGCUAAUACAGAAAAUAUAAGUUAUAGAAUAUAUCCUAAACUUUAAGAUAUUUUAGCUUAAGCAGGUGGUUUAUGGGAAAUUCUUAUGUUAGUUUUUACUAUAAUGGCGAAACCCUUUUAAUCUUUGUCUUAUAAAUUAAAAGUUAUUAAUAAUUUAUUUAAUUUCGAAGGAUAAAAAUAAUAAAAUGCAACUGAUACAGAUGAUGACGGAAAAUAAAUCUUAAAGAGAUUGACUGUGGUUUAAGAAAGUGUUUAGACUCAUGAAAAUGAUGCAGCUAUAAUGUUAAAUUAAUAAAAAGUAAAGACUUCUGUUCGAUUUCCUAGAGGCAGACUCAAAAACAAAUCAUAAAAAACUGAAAAUGGUAAUUCUGCACAAACAGAAAAGUCUUCUCAAUUGGUUACUAAUUCACCUGAAAACGAUAAAUUAAUUCAUAAAGGUAUAAGAAUUGCUCUAAGGAAAUUAUUUAAUAUAGCGACUCUGAAAUUAAGAUUUAAUCUUUUUGAUUAUUUAAAAUAUUUGAAGUGGGGGUAAUUGUAUAUUUUAAUUUAAUAGAAGAAAGGAGGGAAAGUUUAAAUAAUUGUAAUAUUCAAUAAAUAAAUUGGAGAAAUGUUUAGAUAUACUGUUUAUUAUAGAUAAAUUGUAAGAAAUAGAUAAACUCAAAAUGAUAUUAUUAACCAAAUAAUAGAUGCAACUUUUUGAUUUUUUACCAAAGCCACUGAUUUGUUUGGAUCCUAAUAAUUUGUAAUAGAAUGAAUCAUCUAUGUAUUCUUCUUUAUUGAAACCACAUAAAUCUUAGAAAGAAAAAGCGCAUGAAGCAUAAUAAGUGUUAGAUGAAUUACUUGAAAAUAUGGACGAUCCCAUCACAACAAAGCUUAUUUCUUUAAUGGACCCUAAUAUUUUUAAACUUCUAUAAAUUUAAUUAGACCUGAAGAAGAGAUAGCUCUCUAAAGUAAUAACUCCUGAUUUUAUUGAAUCAUGA